Messenger RNA from Centropristis striata (black sea bass), 3212 nucleotides. Its product is annotated as toll-like receptor 13. The coding region runs from base 94 to 2907 and encodes 937 amino acids. The transcript is spliced from 3 exons. NCBI's taxonomy places the organism in Eukaryota, Metazoa, Chordata, Actinopteri, Perciformes, Serranidae. The record is from RefSeq and is a predicted model, not a curated record. Gene Ontology annotation, biological process: immune response; inflammatory response; toll-like receptor signaling pathway. Gene Ontology annotation, molecular function: protein binding; transmembrane signaling receptor activity. Gene Ontology annotation, cellular component: membrane.
GUCUGAAGCUCAAAUUUACCUGUUUUUCUGUGAACUUAUUAACACUGGUGAUGUUUCCACCUGACAGGAGCUGAGGCGGACCCUGAACGCAUCAUGCGGCGCCUCGUCUUCCUGCUGUCCGUCCUGCUGCAGGUGAACCCCUCGCUGCCUUACUCUCUGAAGCACUGCACCGUGUCCUCCUCCAGCUUCGUCCCGGGUCUUUCCGUCACGUGCGCAGAUCGCCAACUCGCCGCCAUUCCUGACGACAUUCCUAAAAAAACGAUCUCCCUCAAUCUCGCCAACAAUCAGAUCCGCGGGAUCAACAGUUCGGCUUUAAACGGCUUUUCAAAGCUCCUGAAGUUAAAAAUGUCCUCAAACUCAAUGUGGAGCAUCGAAGACGGCUCUUUUGCAGACUUGGCGGCGUUAACGGACCUCGACUUAAGUUAUAACAACCUCACGAACCUGACGGACGACAUGUUCCAGGGACUGUCCAGGUUAGCCCGUCUGCAUCUGAAUGAGAACGGGAUCCGGUGCGUCUCGGCGCUCGCCUUCCGGCCGCUCGUCCGCUUACAGGCCGUGAAUCUGACCUCUAACUACCUGCGUCACAUCGCCCAUAUCGUGCCGAUUUUACAGCUGAUAAACUUAUUCAGACUAGAAGCGGGAGAGAACCGCUUCGCCUCUUUAGACUCGGAUGACCUGCCGUUCAACAAGUCCGACCUCAGGACAUUUGUGUUCGGCAUGAAAUCCCUGACGAAGGUGAGCAUUAAAAGAGACGUCUUUCCUCGCCUGCAGUCGCUGCGUUUCUCCGAGUGCAGCCCCGAGUUCGAGUGGCACGUCCCCAACAAGACCUUCCUACGGAGCUUGACUACUCUGUAUCUGAGUGGGACAGUGACGAGUUUUGAAACGUUCAGAAUGAUUGUGCAGAGUGCAGAGUCUGUGGUGUAUCUCCGGCUGAGCGGCAUGGAAAGGUAUUUUGACAAAGGUCUGAUCAGCACCAGCUGCCGGAUUCCUGCUUUAAAGCGUCUCAAUUUGAGUUCUAACCUCAUCUACGCGUUGAACGACACGCUGCUUCAGCCUUGCUCUCAGAUCACUGAGCUGACUUUAGUCGAUAACGCCCUCACCGACCUGUCCGAGAAUUCACUCAAGCCGUUGAAUCGCCUCCUGACGCUACAAGUGGGCUUCAACCUUCUAACCAGAGUGCCGCGUGCCCUCCGAAGCCUCUCGACGCUCAUCGUCCUCGAGCUGAAUACGAACGAUAUCAAAGAGAUAGGCUGCUCUGAUUUCCUGAAUUUGACGACAUUGAGGCACCUCUCUCUCGCACAAAAUUGCAUUUCAACACUCAGAGGAUGUGAAUUCCAAGCCUUGAAGGAUUUGAGAAGUCUCAGUCUUGAACAAAAUCUAUUUCUUCGCGUUCAUGAAAUCUUCAGCUUCAGUUUGUACAACCUCCGCAUUCUGAAUAUGUCCUCUAAUAAAAUACACAAAUACUAUAAAGGAAUAUUCAGGGCUCUGUCUUCCCUCGUGUUUUUGAAUGCUGAGUCUGUGGAUGAUGCCAUCGUAUAUAAUGGGACUUUUGAAGGACUCGAUCGUCUCCAGGUCCUGGUCCUUCAUGCAGAGUCUCUGAGGGAAGACAUGCUCAGAGGACUGACAAACUUACAAAAUCUGACACUUUAUUUCCAAGAUCCUUACAAGAGUUUGAGUCGUCAGUUUAAUGCCGAGCCACCGAUCUUAAACGUACCUUCUUUGAGGUUGCUUACAAUCAAAGACCCAUACAGAUGGGACACCGUUUCACCGUAUCUGCUCCGGGAUAUGAAAUAUUUAGAGUACUUUGCAGCUGAGAACUUCUUCCCUGGGACACCACACCCAGACACGUUUACAUCCACGCCUCGCCUGACACGUCUCCGGAUAUUGGACAGUGACGUCUCGCAUCUUAAACCCGAACUGUUUCAGCCGAUCCCAAACCUGCAGCUUCUCGAUCUUUCCAAAAACAAGCUCACAUCUCUGGACUUCCUGUCCCAGGUGAACCUGUCUGCACUCAGCUCUUUGACACUGGUAAAGAAUCAGUUGACGGUGAUCGACGAGUCGGUCUUCCAGUCUCUCCCUGCUCUAACAUACCUGGACCUGUCCGAUAACCCUUUCACUUGUGACUGCUCCAACGCCGGAUUCAUCCAGUGGGCGAAGAACAACAACCAAACUCUGGUUGAUAACGGACAUCAGUACGACUGUGCCUUUCCUGCGGCUCAACAGGGGAGAAAGCUGCUGGACUUUGACGUCCAGUCCUGUUGGACAGACUAUGGCUUCCUCUGCUUUGUUUCCAGCACCUGUCUGACUUUACUCACUCUCCUCACGUCCUUCACCUACCACUUCCUGAGGUGGCAGCUGGCCUACACCUUCCACCUCUUCCUGGCCUUCCUCUACGACAGCAGGAAGAGGAAGAAGGGCGCCGCUCAUCAGUACGACGCCUUCAUCUCCUACAACGUUCACGACGAGGCCUGGGUCUACAGGGAGAUGCUUCCUGUGCUGGAAGGAGAGCAGGGCUGGAGACUGUGUCUGCACCACCGAGACUUCCAACCAGGUAAGCCCAUCGUGGAGAACAUCACAGACGCCAUCUACGGCAGCAGGAAGACCAUCUGUGUGAUCAGCCGGCGCUACCUGCAGAGCGAGUGGUGCUCCAGAGAGAUCCAGAUGGCCAGCUUCCGUCUGUUCGACGAGCAGAAGGACGUGUUGAUCCUGCUGUUUCUGGAGGACAUCCCGGCCCGCCAGCUGUCUCCGUACCACCGCAUGAGGAAGCUGGUGAAGAGACGCACCUACCUGAGCUGGCCGCUGGCCGGCCGCCACACGGGAGUCUUCUGGCAGAACGUCCAGAGAGCUCUGGAGACGGGGGACGCCCCCACCGAGACCCCCAACCUGCUCGCUCCUCUCCAACUUUAAUGCAAAAAUAUCCAAUUUUAAUGCAGAAACGUCCAACUUUAAUGCAGAAAUGUCCAACUUUAAUGGAGAAAUGUCCAACUUUAAUGGAGAAAUUCCAACUUUAAUGUGGAAAUAUCCAACUUUAUUGGAGAAAUAUCCAACUUUAAGGGAAAAAUGUCCAACUUUAAUGCAGAAAUGUCCAACUUUAAUGGAGAAAUUCCAACUUUAAUGGAGAAAUGUGCAACUAUAAUGCAGAAACGUCCAACUUUAAUGGAGAAAUGUUUAACUUAUAUACAGAAAUGUCCUCUCUGAUCAGAAAGCUGCAA